Physeter macrocephalus (sperm whale) is the source of this 3913-nucleotide messenger RNA. RefSeq names its product N-acetyllactosaminide beta-1,6-N-acetylglucosaminyl-transferase. Lineage: Eukaryota; Metazoa; Chordata; Mammalia; Artiodactyla; Physeteridae. The transcript is spliced from 3 exons. The record is from RefSeq and is a predicted model, not a curated record. Gene Ontology annotation, biological process: transforming growth factor beta receptor signaling pathway. Gene Ontology annotation, molecular function: acetylglucosaminyltransferase activity. Gene Ontology annotation, cellular component: membrane. The coding region runs from base 154 to 1521 and encodes 455 amino acids.
CAAAUGAGAAGGGCUUCCCGGAGGCUGGGCUGAGCCAGACGCGUUCUGCUAGCAGCCGGGAUUCAGCACCGAGGCCCGAAGACCAGUGCGCGUUAAGAAGCAUCUCUGGCCAUCACCAAGAGAGGAUGGAUGCCACCCAGAAGCAAAGAAUAAAUGAGGAUUAAGGGACCCGGGAAAAGGAAGGCCUCUUCAGAAGCUGUUGAAAUUCAAGACUGGCAACGGAGGUUCAAUUCCACCUCUUCACGCUUGUGGUUUCAGGAACCGAUGGUUUCUCAAUCCCUGGAGAGAGACUCCUUCCCCAGGGAAGUGAAAAUGAGCUUUUGGAGGUAUUGCUUUUUUGCUUUCACGGUGGUCAGUGUGGUUAUUUUUGUGAUACUUUACAAUAGCCAAUUAAGCCAGCCAAAAAGUUACGGGAAGCUGAAUAGUUCCAAUGAAAGGGAUUUUAGGAUACAUGCCUGUAAUUACGCCUUAGAAGAUAAGUCAUCCUUUUUGUGGGAAAAGACACUGACAUCACCUGUGGGAAGUGUCCCUUGCAAGGACUACCUGAUCCAGAAUCACUACAUCACGAGCCCCCUGUCGAAAGAAGAAGCUGUGUUCCCUUUGGCAUAUGUCAUGGUCGUCCAUAAGGACUUCGAUACUUUCGAAAGACUCUUCAGGGCUGUCUAUAUGCCCCAAAACGUCUACUGCGUUCAUGUGGAUGAGAAAGCCACAACUCAGUUUCAGAAAUCUGUGUGGCAGCUACUGAGUUGCUUCCAGAAUGCUUUUCUUGCUUCAAAGGUAGAGCCGGUGGUCUAUGCGGGAAUUUCCAGGCUCCAGGCUGACCUGAACUGCCUGGAAGACCUUUUAGCUUCUGAGGUUCCGUGGAAGUACGCCAUCAACACCUGUGGGCAAGAUUUCCCCCUGAAAACCAACAGGGAGAUCGUUCAGUAUCUGAAAGGAUUUAAAGGGAAAAACAUCACCCCGGGGGUCCUGCCUCCCGAUCAUGCAAUAAAGCGGACUAAAUAUGUCCACCGAGAGCACUUAGGCAGAGGUGGCUCUUUUGUGAAAAAUACUAAUAUUUUGAAAACCUCCCCUCCACACCAGCUGACCAUCUACUUUGGCACUGCCUAUGUGGCCCUUACCAGAGAGUUUGUCAAGUUUGUCUUCCAAGACCAAAGGGCCAUCGAUCUGCUACACUGGUCCAAAGAUACCUAUUCUCCUGAUGAACAUUUCUGGGUGACACUUAAUAGGAUCCCAGGUGUCCCUGGCUCCAUGCCAAACGCGUCGUGGGCCGGGAACCUCAGAGCUGUAAAGUGGUUUGACAUGGAAGAUAAACACGGAGGCUGCCACGGCCACUACGUCCAUGGCAUUUGUAUCUAUGGAAACGGAGACUUAAAGUGGUUGAUUAAUUCGUCAAGCCUCUUUGCUAACAAGUUUGAGCUCACUACGUACCCCCUUACUGUGGAAUGCCUAGAGCUGAGGCUUAGAGAAAGAACCCUAAACCAGAGUGAAAUUGCAAUACAGCCCAGCUGGUAUUUUUGAUCUACAGCCACUCACGACUGAAGGGAAAUCACAGCUGGAAAGGAGAGCUUUUUUUUGUGAGAAAAACUUGGCCUGGGUUAUAUGAACAGUCUCAGGGCCCAGGUUAUGGCUUCAGGACCUGACUACAUUAUUACAUGUUAAACUAUUCUCUGGACACCGUGAAAUAUGCUGUCAGGAUGGUUGCGCAGGGUGAUGCUGGCGCUUUCGCCCCUCUGGCAGUUUCUUGAGGCUCACCUCUGUAUCAGGCUAAUGUUCUGAUCAGUGAUAAAUUAAACUGUCCUCAGAUUUGCAUCUGAUCCUCAUCGUAUAUAAAUGUUCUAAUGAAAAGGAGAAUUGUGGAUAAUACUAUUUAGGAAAAAAAGAAUUGGGUUUCUUUGAAGAAGGAAUCUUUUACAACAGAUCUCUAGCCACACAUUGAUGGAUAUCCCCUGCUCUUUGCUUACCUGCACAUAGGCAUAGAAAUCGCUUUUUUGGUAACUGACCAGUCUUCUUUACAACUUGAGCUCCUAGAACUGAGAACUAGAUCUUGUUCCUGAGUUUCAGCAGUAGCAUUUUCUUUUUUUUUUUUUUUUUUUUUUUUUGCGGUACGCGGGCCUCUCACCGUCGUGGCCUGUCCCGUCGCGGAGCACAGGCUCCGGACGCGCAGGCUCGGCGGGCAUGGCUCACGGGCCCAGCCGCUCCGCGGCACGUGGGAUCCUCCCGGACCGGGGCACGAACCCGCGUCCCCCGCAUCGGCAGGCGGACUCUCAACCACUGCGCCACCAGGGAAGCCCCAGCAGUAGCAUUUUCAAGUUUCCUGUGUCUAAAGUUCUGUAUAGAAUUUAAAGCCAUUCACAGGAGACAGAAUUUAAGACAGCAGUCACUGCUGCUUCAGUAAAAGGCCCCCGGGGGGAAACAGCUUCUUGAAUGUUUGUCAGAAUGUGCUCUGAUCCCUCUUUCUUGUUUUCCGUUGAGCACAUGGAAAAGUUCUUAAAACAUGAAGAAUUUCCAGAAGAGAGGUGCUAUUGCAUGGGUUUAGCCUCAAGCCUUGAAUAUCUCAGAGUAAAUCACUUUCCUUUCUUUUGCCACUACUCUCCACCCCGACCAAAGUGAUCUUAUCUGCAAAAUGGAGACCAAAUUCUGUCCCGUGAGCCUUUAAGGAGUCCAUAGUUUUCUCUGGGUAGCUUUGCAAUGUCUGGGGGUCGUUCGAGUGCCUAUUUGUCACUUAUCCUUCCUCUCAUUCAUGUAUCCAAUUCAUUCAUUCAGCAUCUGGUCAAUAAGUAUUUCUUGAGUGUUUAUUAUACACCAGACACGUGCAGAGACAAGGAGAAGUAAGUCAGAAGCUUUUUCACUCUAAAAGUCCUGGCAAUAACGUCAACGUUGGAAAGGCUGCUCUAGAGAAUCUCACAGGGUGGUUAUAUUUUAACACCUUCACGUGCGGGGUUGUAGACUGUGAUAUAUCAGGCCCAGGAUAUCAGAAAUUACAAAGUGAGGUCUAAAUCAGAGAUUAUUACCAAGAGAGAAGGGAAGGAGGAGAUGGAAGCCACCACCGAUUGUGUUCUAGGUGUUCUGCUUGCUCCUUUACGUCUCAUGGCCUUCAAAUCUCACAACGCUCUUGGGAAGCUCGCAUGAUUACCCCCAUUUUGCAGAUGAAGCGAGUGAGGCUUAGAGAGGUUUUUAGUCAGCAUUAGGAAACAAGUUCUCUGCCUGAGAAUCGGGAUUCUCUUAUUGGUCUCCUUUGUUCAUUUCCUGAGGUGGAACAUUUAGAGAAGGUGAAGUAAAGCCAUAUUUAACAUCCCAGAAUGGUCUCAUUGUUAAUAUUGAGAAAACAUCCUGUUACAUCAGAAAAAUGUGAAGUCUACUCUUAAUAUUCCAUCCAGUUCCUUGAUAUUUAUUUAUUCUAAUGAAAAAGAGUAACUACAAUUAAUGAUACAUUUAAUCCACGCAACGUUAUUUUUUUCUGUAAUUGUGCCUGUUGAAUGUUAAUCAUAUUUAAUGACUUUGAAUUUAAUGACUUCUAGUGACUUGGAAGUGAAGCCUUCUUUUUUCCUGCUACCGGAAAAAAGAGAUGGAACUGUAUUGGUUGAUGAAGCGUCAGGGGGUAAGGGAACACACCCAGAGCUAAAGGCAGAAUCUGAAGAUCACCUUUUUUUCCCAACUAAUUUACAUGACACCACUUGAGAAGAAGGGUUGCUUUACACUGGAUCUUUCUCUUGUAGAACAAGAAAUCUUUUGGAAUAGAAGAUGUUUACAUGUCCAUUGUUGGUCAUUUCUUCUAUAUCUUAAGUACUUUAAUAUUGGAAGAGUGUAGUGUUUGGGCUAGUGGGUUUCUGCUAGCCCUUGGAGAUGCCCUGAAAACUUUGUUUUCGAUGAUGUUCCAUGUUGUUUUCUUGGAAAUAAAUUAAUAUAUUUU